This is a messenger RNA of Volvox carteri f. nagariensis, 897 nucleotides long. RefSeq lists its product as uncharacterized. The record is from RefSeq and is a predicted model, not a curated record. The transcript has 4 exons. Gene Ontology annotation, biological process: mitochondrial electron transport, ubiquinol to cytochrome c. Lineage: Eukaryota; Viridiplantae; Chlorophyta; Chlorophyceae; Chlamydomonadales; Volvocaceae. Bases 159 to 530 code for a protein of 123 amino acids.
CGACAGGUUUGGUUUAUUGUCGCGUUGUAUGCUGCAGGUGGAAGUCAGAAUACAGAUAGCAACCCUGUCAUAACUCUGGGGCUUGCUUGGUUCUAGGGUAGAGAAGCCCCUGUGUUGGGCAUCAGGCGUUUGAGGCAGUCCUUAGCUAACACAAAGCCAUGACUUCCUUGCUUACGCAAUUUACACGGCCGCUCUACGAGAGCUUGGCUCGGACCUACCGCGCAGCUCUUGGUGAGAAGCUUGCGCAUUAUGGCCUGCGCUUUGACGACCUCCAGGACCCGCUGAAGGACGAGGAUGUCGCGGAGGCUCUGAGGCGUUUGCCUCCCGACGUCGUUGUCGCCCGGAACUGUCGUCUGCGGCGUGCACUGGACUUGUCGCUGAAGCAUGAGGGGCUGCCGGCCGACCUCCUCGCGAAGCAGACACCUGAGCUUUCGUACAUGCAGGAGGUCCUCGCGGAGGUUCGCGCUGAGCGCCGUGAGCGCGCUCAGCUGGGUGCUCCGGCACCGUACACCCGCAUCUACUACGACUAAAUCAUUCCGCCAGCAACUCGCGCUCCUGGCUUAACCGAUGCUCGGGUUCUGGGUUCAGGACCCCUGAUGGCAGUACCCCUGCGGGUUUUGGGGGUUUCACGAAGUAGAAAAAAAGCGUGCGCGUACACGCAGAUUGGGGCAAGCCGUGUGCAUAGCACGUGCGUGCGGUUUAGUGGUUGUGCGCUUUUGUGUGAGAGUCGUUGCGAAUGUGGGGAUUCCUUUCAGGCGGCGUAGCAUCGUGGCGAACGUGGCAGGUUUCUAUUUGGGUUGCGGCAGAAUGUGUGCAAGAUGCCACUGGACAGUACUGUUCCUGGUAGUAUACGUUUCCGAGGUGCCUAUACGUAUUAUGUAAUGCAAUGUUGGUUCG